AUUUGUGGACAAGAGAGGAUAAGGCGUGUGUGGGGUGUGGAAUGCGUACGCUCUGCAUAACACAAUCCUUCUCAGACAAAUCCACCCACAUUCUUCCACACCAUCAACACACACCCACCUUCUUGAUUUUUUUCACAGCAAUGGCGUCUCUGAGGCUUCCCCUGCCCAUGGUGAAAGUAAUGGCGGCUUCCAAGGCGCAGACAAAGGAACCAGAGAAGAAGAGCUUCAUCGACUGGCUCGCAGGAAAAAUUGAAAGAGAGCAUAUGGUGGAAACUGACCCCAUUCUCAAGAAGGUUGAAGGCACCUCCAAUGGCGCUGCUCGUCCCUUAGGGAAGAACACCUUGGUUGCCAAAAGGAAGGGCGUUUCGCCGCCUCCUGAGCCUGAGAAAAAACCAGGCCUUUUUGAUGGUCUCUUUGGGAAGUGAGUCUCAGUCUGCCAAUCUUUCUUUCAAGCCUCUGGAUUCAAAUCUUCCUGCAAUGUUGAUUUUCUUCUUGUAUCUCUGAUAUGAUAAUGUAUAAUUUUGCUUCAAGCAUCUGUUCAAUGAAAUGAGUACAUGCCUCCUGUGUA
This is a messenger RNA of Cryptomeria japonica (Japanese cedar), 568 nucleotides long. RefSeq lists its product as uncharacterized. Bases 42 to 425 code for a protein of 127 amino acids. The transcript has a single exon. NCBI's taxonomy places the organism in Eukaryota, Viridiplantae, Streptophyta, Pinopsida, Cupressales, Cupressaceae. The record is from RefSeq and is a predicted model, not a curated record. Gene Ontology annotation, cellular component: chloroplast.